Messenger RNA from Rhizophagus irregularis DAOM 181602=DAOM 197198, 1684 nucleotides. RefSeq lists its product as uncharacterized. Gene Ontology annotation, cellular component: cytosol. Lineage: Eukaryota; Fungi; Glomeromycota; Glomeromycetes; Glomerales; Glomeraceae. Gene Ontology annotation, biological process: glutathione biosynthetic process. Gene Ontology annotation, molecular function: glutathione binding; ATP binding; glutathione synthase activity. The record is from RefSeq and is a predicted model, not a curated record.
UCCCGAAUUUAUAAUCCAGCUUUGAUUUGUCAUGAUCGACUUUAAUUUUACCGAAUUUUAAAGACGCGAUUAUAAUAUAUAUCAGAUAUGAACUUUAACUAGUAGACUUCAAAAAUAAAUUUUCUCUCCAGAAAAUGUCUGAAACUUUCUUCCCCAAAUACCCUCCAAACAUUUCUGAUGAAAAUUUACAGUCUUUAAAAAAUUUAGCAAUAGACUGGUCACUUUCUCAUGGCUUAAUAAUUCGUCCACCAACUAAUGUUUCCAAUAAUUCUUUUGUUAUGCACGCACCUGUAUCUUUAUUUCCUUCACCUUUUCCAAGAAAAACUUAUGAAGAAGCUAUAGAAUUACAACCUAUGUUUAAUCUUUUAUUUCAUAAAUUAUCUCAGGAUUCUGAAUUCAUCACACAAGUUGUUGAAGAGAUAACUAAAGUUGAUGAUUUUGUUGAUAAUCUUUAUAAAAUCUAUUUAAAAGUAAAGGAGGAAGGAAUUGUUCAGCCAAUUUCUCUGGGAUUACAUAGAUCGGAUUAUCUUUUGCAAGUUCCACCAGAUGCAACAGAAGCUAAUAUUUUACAAGUUGAAUUUAAUACAAUUUCUUCUUCAUUCUCUAGUUUAUCAUAUUUAACUGGAGAAUUACACAGAUAUUUAUUGAAAGCUACUGAGUAUUAUAAUUCAUCAGAAUUAUUAAAAAGUGAUUCCUUGCCGUUAAAUGAUUCAAUGACGAGUAUACCUAAAGGAAUUGCAAAGGCUCAUGAGCUUUAUGGGUCUCCAAAUGCCGUGGUUAUGAUGGUUGUGAUCGAUGAGGAAAGGAAUAUUUUCGAUCAAAAAUGGAUUGAAUAUGACUUAUUAAACAAUAAUAAUAUACAUAUUAUACGUAAAACACUCAAGGAAAUAAAUGAACAAGGAAAGUUGGAUCCCAAUACCAAAGCUUUAGUAAUCGAUGAUAAAGAGGUGUCGGUUACAUAUUUCCGUUCAGGAUAUUCACCUGAACAGCAUCCUACAAAGAAAGAAUGGGAUGCUAGAUUAUUGAUUGAACGAUCAAAAUCAAUUAAAUGUCCAUCUGUUUCGUAUCAACUUGUUGGUGCUAAAAAGGUUCAACAAGUAUUGGCUAUACCAGGAGUUUUAGAGAAGUAUGUAACUGAUCCAACUGACGCAAAGAGACUUCGAGCAAGCUUUGCAGGCCUAUAUCCAUUAGAUUCUUCACCUGAAGGUGAAGCGGCUGUAAAGCUUGCCUUGGGAAAUCCUGAAUAUUAUGUGAUGAAGCCGCAACGUGAAGGUGGAGGCAAUAAUAUAUACGCAAAUGACAUUCCGUCUAUUCUAUCGAAAUUAUCAGUAUCAGAAAGAUCAUCGUAUAUUUUGAUGGAUUUAAUACAACCACCAUUAAUGAAAAAUAUUAUCCUAAGACAAGGUGAAUUGGUCGAAGGUGAAAUGAUUUCAGAAUUAGGAAUUUAUGGUAUAUUUAUUGGAGGUAAAGGUAAAGAUGAAGUUAUUAUUAAUGAGAUUGGAGGACAUUUAUUGAGAACCAAAGGAAGAAAAACAAACGAAGGUGGUGUUGCCACUGGAUAUGCUGUUAUUGAUUCUCCUUUAUUAAUUUAAUUAGACAUUUUAAAUCGAGAUUAAUAAUAAAAUUUUUAAUUUAUUUUUUUUUUUGAUCGAGAGAUCUCAUUAAUGUAUUGGAUAAAUUUAAA